UAGACGAUCAACCAUUUCCACUCCCAGUUGACCAAAACCCCAUCUCUCUCCUUCUUCCUCUUCCCCCCCUCCCUCCCUCUCUCUCUAUCGUCGGAAACAAUGGCGGAUUCCGGCGAGACUCUGGCGGCGGGACCCCGCGUCGUCGUCCUCCACAACGCCGAGGUCGUGACUAUGGACGCCGAGUCCCGCGUCCUCCUCGGCGGCGCCGUCGUCGUCUCCGGCGACCGCGUCGAGGCCAUCGGCGCCUCCCCGCAGAUCCUCGCCGACUUCGCCCAUCUCGCCCACGAAGUUGUGGACCUCCGCGGCCGCGUCGUCCUCCCAGGGUUUGUGAACACCCACGUACACACGUCGCAGCAGCUGGGGAGGGGAAUCGCCGACGACGUGGACCUGAUGACGUGGCUCCACGAACGCAUAUGGCCUUAUGAAUCCCACAUGACCCCGGAAGACUCCUACUUAUCCACCCUGCUCUGUGGGAUUGAGCUCAUUCACUCCGGAGUAACGUGCUUUGCGGAAGCAGGAGGGCAAUAUGUUUCAGAGAUGGCAAGAGCAGUUGAGCUGUUGGGUUUACGUGCAUGCUUGACCCAGUCAACUAUGGACUCGGGUGAGGGUCUGCCUCCAAAUUGGAGCUCACACUCUACUGAUUAUUGCAUUCAGUCUCAGAAGGAACUUUACGAAAAGCACCAUAAUACAGCCGAUGGGCGUAUCAGGAUUUGGUUUGGGAUAAGACAAAUCAUGAACGCGACUGAUCGGUUGCUACUUGAAACUCGGGAUAUCACUCAGGAACUAAAGACAGGCAUCCAUAUGCAUAUUGCAGAAAUCCCUUACGAAAAUCAGCUCAUCGUGAAUACAAAAGGAGUUGAGCAUGGUACAGUGACAUACUUGGAGAAACUAGGAUUUCUAAGGAGCAAUCUAUUAGCAGCACAUUCCGUUUGGCUGAAUGAUGCUGAGAUAGGUUUCUUUUCCGGUGCUGGUGUUAAGGUCUCUCAUUGCCCUGCCUCUGCGAUGCGCAUGCUGGGAUUUGCUCCUAUAAAGGAAAUGCUUGAGAAUGGUGUUUGUGUUUCUCUUGGUACCGACGGAGCACCGAGCAAUAAUAGAAUGAGCAUUGUUGAUGAGAUGUAUCUAGCUUCUCUUAUCAAUAAAGGACGGGAGUCAUACAUUACUGGAACAACAAACCCAACUGCCAUCCCUGCUGAAACUGUACUGAAGAUGGCAACGAUAAAUGGUGCUGAAACAGUUUUGUGGGACAAUGAGAUAGGGUCUCUUGAAGUUGGGAAAAAGGCUGACAUGAUUGUUGUGAAUCCCUUUUCUUGGUCGAUGGUUCCUUUACAUGACUGUAUUUCUAGCCUCGUUUACUGCAUGCGCACAGAGAAUAUAGAAUCUGUCAUGUGUAAUGGGAAAUGGAUUAUGAAGGAUCAGAAGAUCUUGAACAUCAAUGAGGAGGAAGUCAUACCAUUGGCUGUAAAAGCCGCUGGUGACCUUCUUAAAAGAGCAGGCAUUAGUCUUCCUAAACGAAUGAAUUAUGUAUGAAAUUUCCCUUCUCUAUUUAAGGCUUGGUUCUUUGCUUCGUGUUGAGGAUUGUGCUAUAAUGUACUACUAUGUAACAGUAUAUAGCAAUGUUAUUUGCGCGCCACCCGACCUACAUGGAGUCUACACGACUUUGAUACUGUUUGUGCAUUUGAAAUAAAGAUCCAGAUUGUGUGCUUGAA
Ananas comosus (pineapple) is the source of this 1706-nucleotide messenger RNA. Its product is annotated as 5-methylthioadenosine/S-adenosylhomocysteine deaminase-like. Gene Ontology annotation, molecular function: hydrolase activity, acting on carbon-nitrogen (but not peptide) bonds. The coding region runs from base 100 to 1527 and encodes 475 amino acids. The transcript has 10 exons. The record is from RefSeq and is a predicted model, not a curated record. Lineage: Eukaryota; Viridiplantae; Streptophyta; Magnoliopsida; Poales; Bromeliaceae.